CUUCUCUUUUACAUCACAUCUAAUUACUUUCUUUACUUGAAAUGAUUAAUAUUCCACGGAGACGGAGGAGACCCAAAGGUAUUUUGGUUCGAAUGGAUUCACACACUCUGGAAUAGGCAGUUUUGAAAAAAAUACUAGGCAGUAAAGUCGUGUUUAAGAAGGGCAACACGAAUAUCCUCCGAUUUCGCUUCACUGUCAGAGCCUUGGAUACGCAAUUUCAGGUUUCUUCGGGGCUUCCCAAGAUCUUGGGUUGAUUCAGUUCAAGAUAGGGUUCCUAAUUUUCAAAAUUUUCGAUGCCGUCAUUCAUUUCGAGCACCUCGAAGGCGGUCCGGUCCGUAACAACCCGUAAAAACGGCAUCGUACGUUUGAUUGGGUCCGUGAAGAACACUAGGGAGGUGCAGAGACUUGAUCAAAUUCGUUGCUUUAGCGGAAUUGCCCCGUCGGCUCAAUAUUCGGACAAGCAUCUUAAUCUUUGGUCGCGGAGGUUGUUUGAUAAUGCUCACACUGUUCAAACGAGGCGGUUUCUCGGUUGCGGAGAUGGUGACGAGGGCGGAGUUCUGUCCAAGGUUUACGAGGAGAAGCUUGUGUUGGGGUAUUCGCCAGAGCAGUUGUUUGAUGUAGUUGCAGCUGUUGACUUGUAUCAUGGUUUUGUCCCAUGGUGUCAGCGGUCUGAGAUACUUAAACACUAUCCAGAUGGAUCUUUUGACGCUGAGCUGGAGAUUGGUUUCAAAUUUCUUGUUGAAAGUUACACUUCCCAUGUAGAAUUGAACAGGCCAAAGUCUCUAAAGACUACUGCAAAGGAUAGUACCCUGUUUGACCACCUGAUAAACAUAUGGGAGUUCAAUCCGGGACCAGUUCCAGGAACUUGCAGCCUUCAUUUUCUGGUGGAUUUUAAGUUCCAGUCACCACUUUACCGACAGGUUGCGUCCAUGUUCUUCAAGGAAGUGGUCUCUCGCCUGGUAGGUUCAUUCAGCGAGCGCUGCCGUUUGAUAUAUGGACCGGGGGUCCCAAUUCUUGAAAAUUCAUUUGGUCAAAAGGCAUAAUAAGAGUUCAGUUUGCAUUUAACCGGGUGUAGUGCCAAAUGAAACAUCCGAGGACUGCAGUUAGAUCACAUUUAGAGAUUUAAGUUUACUGUUCCACCAGCAACUGGGUGAUAUUUUGUUUUGCCUGCUGCCCGGUGGGCUCAUUGAUCUUUGUUGAUUACAAUUCAACUCAAGCAGCAUCUCAAGUUAAAUAUCAUUUAAUUACUUAUAUAUUCUUUUUUGUAUUUCAUUA
This is a messenger RNA of Alnus glutinosa, 1275 nucleotides long. RefSeq lists its product as uncharacterized. Gene Ontology annotation, molecular function: ubiquinone binding. Lineage: Eukaryota; Viridiplantae; Streptophyta; Magnoliopsida; Fagales; Betulaceae. Bases 294 to 1043 code for a protein of 249 amino acids. The record is from RefSeq and is a predicted model, not a curated record. The transcript has 5 exons. Gene Ontology annotation, biological process: ubiquinone biosynthetic process; cellular respiration.